Panthera uncia (snow leopard) is the source of this 1731-nucleotide messenger RNA. RefSeq names its product renin (gene REN). Gene Ontology annotation, biological process: angiotensin maturation. Lineage: Eukaryota; Metazoa; Chordata; Mammalia; Carnivora; Felidae. The coding region runs from base 287 to 1564 and encodes 425 amino acids. The transcript is spliced from 12 exons. Gene Ontology annotation, molecular function: aspartic-type endopeptidase activity. The record is from RefSeq and is a predicted model, not a curated record.
CUGCCCCACCCCCAUCUCUACCCUGAAACCAUCUUCCAGGAUCUUUCAAAUUAUCGCUACUGCUGUGAGCUCAUGUCAUAGCACGGCAUGACAGGGGGAUGCUGUUGAUAUUUGGAAGGGACUUCUCCCCCAGACAGCCUAGGCUGCGUCUCUGUACCUCUGGGAAAGGAGUCAUAAACUCAACACCUAUCUGCUAAGCAACACAGCCAGGCAAGGUCCAAGAGAGAAGGUCCCAGAGAAAGACCUCAGAGGGGCGCCUGGGUGGCUCAGCUGGUGUUUGCUCUUUAUGGACAGAAGCAGGACCAGCCCGAUGCCAAUCUCCCCAACUCGAAGGCUCAACAAGCCCCGGGCCCUGCACACAGCCCCAGGUCAGAGAGGAGAGACCCUCGUGGUGAUUCCGCCUCCGUCUGCAUUUUCCCCACAACAGUGGAUGUGGUCCAGUAACAGGAUCUUCCUCAAGAAAAUGCCUUCGAUCCGGGAAAGCCUGAAGGAGCGAGGCGUGGACGUAGCCAGGCUUGGUGCUGAAUGGAGCCAGUUCACCAAGAGAUUCUCCUUUGGCAACAGCACGUCCCCUGUGGUCCUCACCAACUACCUGGAUACCCAGUACUAUGGCGAGAUCGGCAUUGGCACCCCACCCCAGACCUUCAAAGUCAUCUUCGACACAGGCUCAGCCAACCUCUGGGUGCCCUCCACCAAGUGCAGCCCUCUCUACACAGCAUGUGAGAUUCACAGCCUCUACGACUCUUCGGAAUCCUCCAGCUACAUGGAGAAUGGGACGGCAUUCACCAUCCGCUACGGAUCUGGGAAGGUCAAAGGUUUCCUGAGCCAGGACGAGGUGACUGUGGGCGGAAUCACAGUGACACAGACGUUUGGAGAGGUCACAGAGCUGCCCCUGAUACCCUUCAUGCUGGCCAAGUUUGAUGGGAUUCUGGGCAUGGGCUUCCCUGCACAGGCUGUUGGCGGGGUUACCCCUGUCUUUGACCACAUCCUCUCCCAAGGGGUGCUAAAGGAGGAUGUCUUCUCUGUCUACUACAGCAGGAAUUCCCACUUGCUCGGAGGAGAGGUUGUGUUGGGAGGCAGCGACCCCCAGUAUUACCAAGGGAACUUCCACUACGUGAGCGUCAGCAAGACUGGCUCCUGGCAGAUCAAAAUGAAAGGGGUGUCGGUGAGGUCGGCCACCUUGGUCUGUGAGGAGGGCUGCAUGGUCGUGGUGGAUACUGGCGCAUCCUACAUCUCGGGUCCCACCAGCUCCCUGAGGCUGCUCAUGGAGACCUUGGGGGCCAAGGAGCUGAGCCCAAACGAAUAUGUCGUGAACUGCAAGCAGGUGCCUACACUCCCGGACAUCUCCUUCCACCUUGGAGGCAGAGCCUACACGCUCACCAGCGCGGACUAUGUGUUAAAGGAUUCUUACGGUAAUGAUGGCCUGUGCACUCUGGCCCUCCAUGGUCUGGAUGUCCCACCACCCACUGGGCCUGUCUGGGUCCUGGGCGCCAGCUUCAUCCGCAAAUUCUACACGGAGUUUGAUCGCCAUAACAACCGCAUUGGCUUUGCCUUGGCCCGCUGAGGCCCUCUGCUGCCCCGGUUGGACCCUGCCUUCAGCCCUAGCCUGGAGCUAGAGCACUCUCUUGGACACUCCCCUGCCUGUGCCUGUGCUCUCGUGCAGGGGUGUGGGGUGUAGAGCUCCUCCCAGACGCUCACCCUGCCUCCACCAUCAGCUCUUCCCUGCUUUGA